This is a messenger RNA of Paramecium sonneborni, 1182 nucleotides long. NCBI's taxonomy places the organism in Eukaryota, Ciliophora, Oligohymenophorea, Peniculida, Parameciidae. The record is from the annotation of a GenBank genome assembly.
AUAUGAUAAGCUGCUCAUCAUCUAUUCUACCUGAAACUUGGAAUAAUUCUAAUUAAUUGAUGCUAAGUUUAAUUGCCCCACCUGAAAACCUUAGUCCAGAAUAUUUUAGUUCACUAUUAAACCAGUAAGAAUUUUAUCAUAUAGUAAAGGUAUGGACCUGUAUAGUAAGUAAAAAUCUUAAAUAAAUCGUUAAUGGAUUUUAAAGUAUUUGUAGAAAUGGGUAAUUCAGAGGCAGCAAAAUUAGCUAAACAAUUUCUUGAUUAACUUUCUUCAAAUUUUGUUAAAUGUUCAUAUUAUCAUGAAGAGAAGCACAUUUAACCUGAAAAUACAAAAAAUUGCUAAUUUGAAACUUUAGGUGAUUAAACUUAAAGCUCAUAAAAAUUCAAACAUCAAACUUCAUUGAAUGAUAGUACAUUUUUACUUUAUAUUUUUGAGACUUAAAAGAAGACGAUGAAAAACCUUCAAGCAUCAAGACAUUAUCUAUUAGUUAAAAAAUAAAUAAAUCUUCCUAAUAAAUUUAACCAACUAAUACUUUAAGUGUCAACGGAAUCAAAGGAAAAGAAUUAGAUGCUAAAAAAUUAUAUAAUAUCUUUAGUAAUUUCGGAAAUAUUGAUAAAAUCUUACUUAUAAAGUAAAAAUAAUUUAAUAUCUAAUAAUUAGACUAAAAAAUUUCGCUUUUGUAAAAUAUCUCAAAGAUGAUAAUGCUAUGUUCGUUUUCUAGAAUUGUUAAAAGUUAGAAUUCUUCGAUAGUAUGAUUUCAAUUACUUUUGUUGCAGAAGACUCAAUAGAUAAGCUAAUUGAUCUUGAUAAUCUUUAUGAAGAAUAAGAUUAUUUUAUAGGCUGUGAAGAAUCAGAUAGGUAUCAAAAGUAUUUAUUAAUAGAUUUAAUUGUAACAAUAAAAUGAUUCUUUUACCACCAAGUUAAGUAUUACACAUCUCAAAUCUUAAGAAGGUUUCUUCAAAUGCUGAAACUAUGUGGGAUGUAUUCUCUGAAUUUGGUGUUGUUUAAGUAUUCAUUUUAUUUAAUUAAUAGGCUGUAAAAGUAUUAAAUACUUAAUUUAAAUUUAUGUGUUUAGUAAAGAUGGAAACUUUAAAGUAAGCUAUAGAAGUUGUGGCUCUAAUGCAUAAUGAAGAGAUUGAUAAUAGAAAUGUCUAAAUCUCUUUCACAAAAACAAAAAUUUGA